GGUUGUCUGUACCAGUCACUGUGGUUUAAAAAGAUUAGCAUGUGCAUUCACAAUUGAAUCUAUAUAUAGCAUGUGUAAACUGCAACGUCGGGCUAGGGAAAAUUGGAUGAUACUCGAGACAGUAUUUACUUAGCAAGGGGACCCGACACGCUGACAAUUAUACACAGAUCCGUAAGUCCUGCUGAUGAACGCACUUCAGUUAACGCUUGGUCGAGUGAAAUUUCGUGACUGAGAGCUUCUUAUUUUAUACCCAAGGCAAACGUCAAUUAUAGACUUCGUUUAAUUUUGUAGCAUCCGUUAAAUACUUGUGUGCUUACAAGAUGACAGAGGCCGAGUACAGUGCUUUUAAACUACAGACUCGCAAAGAAUACGAACAUCUCAUCUAUGAGUUUGAGCUGCGAUGCCAUAAAAAUGCACUGAUCAAUAACCACGAGGCCUCGACCUACGCAAGAAGGGCUUACCUGACAGAAAUUGUAGCCGCAAUAAUGGGGGCUUUUGCCGUCACAAGCCUCGGGGUGUGGCUUGCGCAGAAGACAGCGGAUUACUCUGUGUAUGCUGCCAACUGGGGCUACCUAGGCAUCUUCGCGGUGGGCGUGGCGUUCGUCCUCCAGUUUAUCAGCAAAGGGAGCGAACGGGUUCUGCCAUCUUUCAGCAAACGGGCAGAAGGUCACAUCAAGGCUGCCGGUGCCUGGCAGAUGUUGGCACAAAAAGCCAUGUCGUACAGGAUCAGGUUAGACAACCCUACGCUCGACGUUAAAACCUACGCUGAGUGGUAUGAUGACCUAAUUACUCAGAAAGAAGAACUUAACCCCAUUGUGAUCAGCCACGGGGCCACUUUCCAAAAAUACGAUGACCCGGAAGUGGUUUACAAUGAACUCAAGAAACGUAAGAUGCUGCUGAUAAGGUAUAAGGAGCUGGAUGAGGCGAACAAAGUUGACAAUUUAGCGGAGAAAUUGUGAAGCACGACAAUUUUUAGCAGUUUGCUUACAAAACAAAACUUACCAAAAAACUCAUGUGGCAACAACAUACGUAAAGUGAUGAUUGCUUGCUGUGGUUUACCCAGCUUUACUAUUAGGGGCUUCAUUAACGACAUGACGCUUUAAAAAAUGAAUUUUACCAUAACCCUUCCCUACAGUAACAAAUCAGAAUCCGACAGUUUUGACCUUUAUAAAUAGUUGGUAGACUAGUUGGUUCGAUUACAUAAAUAUCAGUUUCAAGCAUCUCUACAGGCCCCCCUCCCCCCCCCCCUCUUCACGAAAUAGAAAAAUAAUUACAAGCAUGAACAUUUUGGCAACCAAUGCCUUUAUUAAAGAAAUCAAAUUCGUUAUAUUUUCAGUUCAUUUAAAAGCUAAUUUGUAAUACUGUACAUGUUUUUUUUUUUACAUUUGUUUUAAUUCAAGUGUAGGCUUCCGGCGGGGAUGACUUGUGGCUUCAUUGGUUAAAUUUUGCGCCAAUUAAGUUAAUGUAUUGGAUAUUUCAGCUCUUUAGGAUUUGGUCAGAUUAGGUGGCUGGUCCGAUUAUACCAGACUAGACUGUACACGUUGAACAACUACUGAACGGAAAUGUUCCAUACAAAAAAUAAAUACAUUUUAGACAUUAUUGUGACUAAAAAUCCCCCCCCCCCCAAUGUAUAAGUUUUUUUUAGAAAGUGCACGUUAUACAAUUUUGUUUUAAUUUUUGAUUGAUGAAAAAAGUAAUGUUAAUUUAAAAAUUAUACUCUUUAAAUAUUCAACAUGCUUUUCAGUUAAGUGCUUUGAACAUAAAAGGAAUUUUUGUGUACUAUAACACUUUUAAAAGUCUU
Physella acuta is the source of this 1801-nucleotide messenger RNA. RefSeq lists its product as uncharacterized. The record is from RefSeq and is a predicted model, not a curated record. NCBI's taxonomy places the organism in Eukaryota, Metazoa, Mollusca, Gastropoda, Physidae.